Molecule: messenger RNA, 3762 nt
Organism: Ipomoea nil (Japanese morning glory)
Lineage: Eukaryota; Viridiplantae; Streptophyta; Magnoliopsida; Solanales; Convolvulaceae
Exons: 2
Coding region: 1-3762 (1253 amino acids)
Molecular function (GO): nucleic acid binding; RNA-DNA hybrid ribonuclease activity
Source: RefSeq, a predicted model, not a curated record
AUGGAGUCUGUGAGAGUGAGAUUAAAUUACGACAAUUGUCUUACAGUGGAGGCGACGAGAAGAAGCGGUGGCCUAGCUCUGCUAUGGAAUGGGGGAUUGGAUGUGGAGGUGGUAGGCUAUUCCAACCACUACAUUGACACAGUGAUAACGCAGAGGGGAUCUCGGUGGAGGUUCACAGGGUUUUACGGCUGCCCUAAGUGGAAUCAGCGAUAUACUUCGUGGAAUACUCUCAGGUAUCUCUCUUCCUUAAACGACCUUCCUUGGGUCCUAAUGGGGGAUUUAAACGACAUUUUGGACGCAAGGGAGAAGCUGGGACGAGUGCCUCACCCUCAAUGGUUGAUUAGGGGAUUUCGAGAAGCUGUGCGUGCGAGUGGGUUGUAUGACUUUCCUUUUGAGGGUUAUCAAUUCACUUGGGACCGUGGGCGAGGAACUAGUAAUUGGGUGAGGGAGAAACUGGAUAGGAUUUUAGUGUCUGGUAACUGGCAAGAUUUGUUCCCAGGGGCGAGAGCUUGGUCGGUGGAAGGAAGCAAUAGUGAUCAUAUGCCUCUGCUAUUAAAAACAAACACCUUGGGGAGGCAAGGGUUUAGGAGGAGACCGAGGUUUGGGAAUUCAUGGGGUAGCAUUCCUGAGUGCAGAGAGGUGGUGGAGUCAGCUUGGGUGUCAUUAGAUGGCUUUCCGAUUGAAGAUAGGCUAGUUGGUUGUGGCAGACGAGUCUGGGAAUGGGGGAAAAAUCAAACUCGUAGGGAGGUGAGGGAGAUAGAGAAUUGUAGGGUGAGGAUGGGGUCUUUGAGAGGGGCAGUAGACUCUGAGGGGAUGAGGGAGUUUGGGGAGUAUCAACGGAAAUAUUUUCAGCUCCAACAUUCUUAUUGUGACCGGCUUAGACAGAGAGCAAAGGAAUGGUGGCUGGUGAUAGACUGUGUGCAGCAUAGAAUUUCGCACGACCAGAAUGCGACCUUGGAGAAGCCGAUAAAUUCAGAUGAGGUGCGGGCAGCAGUAUUCUCUAUGCACCCGGACAAAUCUCCCGGCCCCGAUGGCUUGUCCCCAGCUUUUUUCCAGCUGCACUGGGAUAUUUUGGGCACCGAGGUAGUUUCUUUUUGUCAUAACUUUCUUACAUCUGGUCAGUUACCUGCUUCUGUGAAUGAAACCCAUAUUGUCUUGAUCCCGAAAACAAAACACCCUGAGUUGAUGUCUGAGUUUCGCCCUAUAUCCCUAUGUAAUGUGCUUUACCGCAUUCUUGCUAAAGUCUUGGCUAAUCGUCUUAGGGGGGUGUUAGACUCUAUUAUUUCCAAUGCUCAAAGUGCUUUUAUUCCGGGUCGUUCUAUUGUUGAUAAUGUCCUAAUUGCGUUUGAGUCAACUCAUUCCUUAAAUCGAAAGAGGGGUAGUAAGGGUGGUUUUUGUGCGUUGAAGGUUGAUAUGAGUAAGGCAUAUGAUCGGGUGGAAUGGGGAUUCUUGUGUCAGGUCUUAAAGAAAAUGGGAUUUGGUGAGCGUUGGGUGGGUUGGAUGAGAGAGUGUGUGUCUUCUGUCCAAUAUAACGUUUUGAUUGAGGGGCGGGAGUGGGGUCCAAUAGUUCCUGAGCGGGGUCUAAGGCAAGGGGAUCCUCUAUCACCAUGUCUUUUUAUUAUAGUGGCUGAAAGUCUGAGUGCCAUGCUGAGAGUUCAGGAAGGGGAAGGGGUGUUCCAUGGGAUUUCUGUAGCGCGACAUGCGCCGACUAUUUCUCAUCUGUUUUUCGCUGAUGAUUGUUUGUUUUUCUUUCGGGCAAACAGUUUUGAGGCUAGGAUUUUGAGAGAUGUCUUAGAGGAGUAUGGGGGUGCAAGUGGUCAACAUGUAAAUUAUGCAAAAACGUCAAUUCUAUUUGGAAAUAAUGUGCAUAGGGAGGAUAAGGAGGCUGUUUGUGAGACCUUGGGAAUCCACGAACAGCAGGGUAGGGGGAGAUAUCUAGGGUUGCCGGGGUUUGUAGGGAGAAGGAAGAAAGAAAUUUUGGGGUUCAUUAAGGAUAAGGUUCGGGCUAGAAUCAUGCAUUGGGGAAAUCAUUUUUUGUCCCGGGCUGGGCGAGAGACCCUCCUUAAAACUGUUCUACAAAGCAUACCAAAUUAUGCUAUGAAUGUUUUUUUACUGCCUAAGGGGCUUUGUGAGGAUAUUGAGCGGCUCAUGAACUCUUUUUGGUGGGGAUGUGAAGGGAAGGGGGGAAAAGGUAUUCGGUGGAGUGCGUGGGGGGAGUUAUGUAAACCCAAGCUCUAUGGGGGAAUGGGUUUUAGAAGGGUGAGAGAGAUGAACCUAGCCAUGUUGGGGAAGCAAGGAUGGAAAUUUUUAAAUAAUCCGAAUGCGUUAGUAACCCGGGUGUUUAAGGCUCGAUAUUUCCUAAAAUGUUCUUUCCUUGAAGCUGGGGUGGGCUCAAAUCCGUCCUUUGUGUGGUCUAGCGUUAGGGAAACUCAAGGGUUACUGCGUGGAGGGGUGCGGUGGAGGAUAGGGGAUGGUGGCACGGUGAAGGUAUGGGGUGAUCCUUGGCUCCCUGAUGUUCACAAUCCUUAUGUUAUGACUACGGAACAGAGUUAUUUAAAUGAUCCUUUGGUUAAAUCUCUCUUCUGUGUGGGUGAAAUGAAAUGGGAUAGUGAACUGAUUAAUGAUAUAUUUGAUCAACGAGAUGCCAAACUGAUUUUGAACCUGCCUCUACCUGCUGAAUCAGAGUAUGACUUGCUGUAUUGGGGAGGGGAAAUAAAUGGACUAUAUUCAGUUAAAAGUGCCUAUAAGCUGGCUUUUGGUAAUUUGAGUCAAGAACAAAAAUUGCCUUGGGCUGCUGUCUGGAAUCUUAAUCUUCCUCCGAAGAUAAAAUGUUUUUUUUGGGCCAUGUGUGCGAUGAAGUUGCCAACUAAAGACGCAUUGAUUGUUAAACAGGUGGCUUGUGAUCCGACGUGUCAAUUAUGUGGCGAUGAACCCGAGACGGCGAUCCAUCUAGUUGCCAAUUGUAGCUUUACCCAUGCUUGCUGGAAUGAGAUUGCAACAGGAUGGAAUAUGGGAUGGGCAGGUUCGGUGGGGUUAUGGGUUCAGGAACUAUGGAAUGAGUUGCCUACUGCUAUGGUAGAAAAGGUAGUUACAAUUGCUUGGGCUAUAUGGGAGAACCGAAACUCUAUGGUCUGGAAAUCUCAAUGCAAGGACCCGAGAACAAUGGUACGUAUGGCGUUGAGCUAUGUGCGAGAUUGGCAAACUGCUCAGAGUCAAAAUACAACAAGGACACAAAAUAUGGCUAUUCAAGCGCACCAUACUGCAUGGUCCCCCCCUCCUCCACAUUAUUUGAAAAUAAAUAUUGAUGUGGCCAUGGACUUUGAGCAUUGCCGAAUGGGAUAUGGGUGGAUUCUUAGGGAUGCAGCGGGCGUGGUGAAGGGGGCUGCGACCUCUACGAUUCAAGGGAUUUAUUCUGUUCGAGAGGCCGAAGCCAUAGGGGCUCGUGAAGCUUUGAGUUGGAUCAAGAACAAAGGAUGGUCCCAAGUUGUGCUUGAAACUGAUGCGCAGGUGGUGACAAAUGCUGUGGUAGCAGAUCAGAACUUCACCCCGUUUGGAAUGAUCAUUGCUGAGGUUCGUGCGCUUUUGGAGCAUCUGCCUUUGGUUCGGUUUGUUUUUACAAAGCGGAAUGCAAAUGUCUCAGCUCAUCUGUUAGCCAAGUAUGCAUUGUGUAAUUCUGGGGAGGGGGUGAUUGAAUAUUUUGAUUUUAUUCCCUAUUUUCUUUCAUCAUCUGUUUUAGCAGACAUGUCUGGUUUGAGAAAUUAA